Messenger RNA from Moesziomyces aphidis, 1965 nucleotides. Lineage: Eukaryota; Fungi; Basidiomycota; Ustilaginomycetes; Ustilaginales; Ustilaginaceae. The record is from the annotation of a GenBank genome assembly.
AUGCGCCUGCGCACACUCGUCCCGCACUCGCUCUUUUCUGUGCUGCAGGCUCGGUCGUUCGGCACCACAUCUGCAUUUGCACGCGCAUCUACCGCCCAGGCCGUGUGGACGCGCAAGAUGGCGCUGCGCGAGCGAUACCGAGACUGGCCCAAGGAGGCGUUGCUUGCGCGCAUCGCUGAGCUCGAGGAGCAGUCCACCGCCCAAAGAACUGCGCACUUACGCCCUAGCACGCUCGAAACCGCACCUUCCGGCUCGUCGAUGGAUGCAGACGGAACUGUGGAGGGAACAAAGGGCAAGGGAAAGAAGGAGAAGAAGCCCAAGGAGUUCGACUUUGGCGCGGCGGGAUGUCGCAAGAUCGCACUGCGCUUUUCGUACGAUGGCGCGGGCUACUCGGGGCUAGCUGCGCAGAAUACCAGCGUGCCGGGCUCGGGAUCGACGCUGCCUACGGUGGAGGCGGUGUUGUGGGACGCAAUGUGCACUGCGCGCCUCGUGGAUCCUGCAUUGGGCAUGGACGGCGCCGGAUUCAGCAGGUGCGGGAGAACGGACCGUGGAGUAUCGGCGGCCGGCCAGGUCGUGGCGCUCUGGGUCAGGAGCAAGAAGCUCAACCACUGGACCGCCAGGCUCGAACACCAGGCCAAGUUUUCUUCGGACCCCGUCCCGCUCUCGGAAGACCACGAGGCGUUGGAGGCGAAACGCAACGCGCGGCUCGAGGAUACCGAGCUGCCCUAUGUGCAGAUUCUCAAUCGCAUCCUGCCCCCUACGAUUCGCAUCCAUGCAUGGUCGCCCGUGCGUGCCGACUUUUCGUCGCGCUUCGACUGCGUAUACCGUCACUACAAGUACUUUUUCCCCGCCGGUCCACCCUCGCUCUUCCUCGCGCAAUCCUCCUGCUCCUCAUCUGCUAUCGCCGAGGCGGCAUCGACGCGGCUGGACAUCGGACGCAUGCGCGAUGCAGCUGCGCGGCUGGUGGGCGAGCAUGACUUCCGCAACCUGUGCAAGAUCGAUGCGUCCAAGCAGAUCACCAACUACCGACGGCGCAUCGACGGCGUUUCCAUCGACCGUGUCUCUUCGCACUGGCCCACGCAGCCCAGCAACAUCAACGACACGCCCGAGGGGGACGAGGAGAUGUACGUGCUCAAUCUGCGCGGCACCGCAUUCCUGUACCACCAGGUGCGCAACAUUAUGGCGAUCCUCUUUCUGGUUGGUGCGCGAUUGGAGGAGCCUUCGGUGGUUGAGGAGCUGAUGAACACGCACGAGGGGGCCAUUGCUGCCGACCGUGUCAAGAUGCAGCUGGCCGCCCAGGCCGCGCGUCAGGGCGAUGGAGUUCAGUGGUGGCUUCCCGUCAACGCCACAGCCACCACUACUGGUGCAUCCCCCACCGACGCGCCCAUGUGGGUUGACCGCGCGCCCACCCACGCCGAGGAUGGAGAGUUGGAAAUCUACGCGACCAAGCCCAACUACGAGAUGGCUUCGGACCGGCCUUUGGUGCUGUGGGAGUGCGGAUUCCUGCCGACCGACGUCGAGUGGCGUGUUGGCGCCUACGACGGCUCUCUCUCGCAGAUCUCGGUGGCAGAAGCGGCCGAAGAUGCGUGGGCGGCAAGUUCGGCGCUGCUGCGCGUGCACAAGACGUGGACGCAGCAGGCCGUCUCCACUGAGCUCGCACGCCACUUUGUGCUCGCUUCCGCCCCGCCGCACGGCACACUGCCGAGCAGGACGAGGUUCGAGCAUGCCGCCUUUCCCUAUCUCGACUCCCCGGUGCAAGGCGGGAGCCAAGGUGCGGGCAGGGGUGCCGUCGUUCCGCUCGGGAAUGGCACGGGCAGGGGCGCGGCGAAUUACGUCGCGAUGCGCGAGCGGCCGCGCGAAGAGUCGUACGAGCUCAAGAACCAACGCUGGGCCGACACCACCGGUCGACGUCGUGCGCAACGCCGAGCGGAAGCCCAAGCCGAACCUGCAGCUCACGACGACUGA